AUGCCGAUAUCCAUCGGCGCCUUCCUGAUUGUCUCGCUGUUCACUCUCCAUUCCGGACGUGGAGUCUAUGUCGAUGCUGCACCUUCCUUCCCCGACCAUCGCAUCUGGCAAGCUUCCAACUUCCAGUCCCUCAUCACUUUCGGCGACAGCUACACCGAUGAGAGUCGCAUGAACUAUGUUUUCUCGCAUAAUGGGAAUGUGCCGCCCACGGGAACGCUAUUGCCGGACUCGAAUAUUACGGCAAGCGGCGGGAGGACAUGGCCACGCUACGUCGUCCAGUACGCCGGUAGCGAAACUGCAGACAGCUGGCAACCAAGGAUGACGCUCUUCAAUUAUGCUGUAAGUGGAGCUGUCUGCUCGAUCAACAUCACUCAACGAGACUUUGGUCGCCCGAACUUUCCCUCGGUCCUCGAGUACCAGCUACCUGCAUUCCUGUCAGACGAAGACUCUCUUCGUGCCAAUACGACCUUGCCAUACUUCACACCACCGUUGACAGCUUCGAAUGCAGUAUACGCGAUCUGGAUAGGAACCAACGACUUGGGUGUCUUCUUCAAGGAAGGCCAAUACCCGGACAAAAUCCUCAACGAAUACAUCGACUGUGUCUACCGUGUCCUCGACGGCCUAUACCAUGGCGGCGGCAGAGUCUUCGUUUUGAUGAAUGUUCCUCCUUUACACUUGGCGCCCUUGUACUCGAGCGUCGAUGAUCUCAUGCAAGAGUACGUGGCCUUGGUCAACGCAAUCUACAAGUAUCGAACUCCAUACGAGGCCCUUAAUGCUAAACGUUAUCCGAAUGCGAGCUUCGCCACCUUCAAUGUCAGUGGACUGAUGGAAAACAUGUACCUGCAUCCUGAAAGAUACUUCAACGGUACGAUGCCGGCCAAUGUGACGGGCGCUGAGCAGACUUGUGUGCCGAACGCGUCGGGCAUCGGCUCGACCUGUGUCAAGAUGUACAAUGGGACGAGCCCGGAUAGCUUCAUGUGGUUUGAUGAGUUGCACCCAAGUACACAGACGGAUCGCAAUAUUGCUCGGACGUUCUUGGACGUCUUGAAUGGGAAGAGCACGUACGCUGAGUACUGGUGA
Messenger RNA from Cyphellophora attinorum, 1080 nucleotides. RefSeq lists its product as uncharacterized. Gene Ontology annotation, molecular function: hydrolase activity, acting on ester bonds. The record is from RefSeq and is a predicted model, not a curated record. Lineage: Eukaryota; Fungi; Ascomycota; Eurotiomycetes; Chaetothyriales; Cyphellophoraceae. The coding region runs from base 1 to 1080 and encodes 359 amino acids. The transcript has 2 exons.